CUCCCAUAGCUCCGCGCUGAGGGAGGACGCGCUGGCGCAAAACGACAUCAUCGAGACGCGUUGUAUGGAUUUUACCCAAUUCAGCACAGCAACUGCGAACUUCAAGAAAAACAACAUACAGGAUCAACAAAUCGCAAAUCAAUUUCUGCAACGCUACGAAUUGCCUGUCUCCCCUCCCCGACGUACCUUUAUUUUUUUCUUGGAAUCGCGCUCAACUCCACUACAGAGGACCUUAUAACAAAUCACUUGGUUUGUGGAUUCAUCGCUCGAUUAAUCACAUGAGGAGCAUCCUCUCAGAUGGAGCAAUUCCUCCGUGACUGGAGACAAGAUGCCCUGAACAAGGCUCAGUACGAAUCUGCCAUCUUUGUCGGCGACAAACUGCUGGCCAUAACAGGUGACGACAAGGACGCCUUUUGGCUAGCCCAAGUCCACUUCGCCUCGGGCAGCUAUACCCGCGCCCAAGCCCUGCUAUCAAAGUCCGAUCUCGUAUCCCGCAAUCCAUCAUGCCGUUAUCUUUCCGCACAUUGCUUGAUCAAGCAAGGCCAGUACGAUGAGGCCCUCAAUGUCCUCGGUGACCGCAACCCUACCCACCUGAUUCCUACCGCAUCCAACAAGAGGAGAGCGCGUGGCCCCGACGCCGGCGCGAGGUCAAAACAGCCUUCGACGGGGUUUUCUCGAAGCGCCGCCGCCAUAACAGGCGCAAAGUCUUCACUGUCCCUGGAGAGACAGCACCAGCGGGAUGACGAAGCGACAGCCGCAGCGGAAGAGGAGGAUGCCCUAGUGCGCCGCUAUGAGGCCGGCAUGUGCUAUCUGCGAGGCCUCUGCUUCGCCAAGCAAAACGCCUUCGACCGUGCAAAGGAGUGUUACAAGGACGCCGUCCGCAUCGAUGUCCAGUGCUUCGAGGCCUUCCAGCAGCUAACCAAGAACCACCUCAUGUCGCCAGACGAGGAGUGGCAGUUUCUCGAGUCGCUAGGGUUCGACUCGAUCCGCGUGAGCACUCCAGGAGGGGAAGGCGACGAUGACGCCUCGGCCGAGGCUGCAACCUUUACCAAGAUGCUCUAUAGCACCCGCAUCUCCAAAUAUAGAAACCCGGACGCCUUCCAAACGGCGGCCGAGUCGCUGUCAAGUCACUACGGCCUCGCAAACAACCCAGAUCUGCUUCUAGCUCGCGCGGAUCUCCUCUACACGCAAUGUCGCUACAGGGACGCUCUAGGCAUCACGGGGAGCAUCCUCGACGCCGACAAGUACAACUUUUCCGUCUACCCGCUCCACCUCGCGUGCCUACACGAGCUACGCAUGACCAACGUGCUCUUCCUCGUCGCGCACGACCUUGCCGACCAUCAUCCCGAGGAGCCCUGCACGUGGCUCGCUGUUGGCAUCUACUACUUCAGCAUCGGCCGCGUGGCCGAGGCCCGCCGCUACUUCAGCAAAGCCAGCAUGAUGGACGCGCACUUUGGCCCGGCCUGGAUCGGGUUCGCGCACACUUUUGCCGCUGAGGGUGAGCAUGACCAGGCAAUAUCGGCCUACAGCACCGCCGCAAGGCUCUUCACGGGUACCCACCUGCCCCAGGUCUUCCUGGGCAUGCAAAACCACGCCAUGAACAACAUGACAGUAGCCGAGGAAUUCCUCAAGACGGCCUACGGUCUGUGCCGCGAAGACCCGCUCCUCCUCAACGAGAUGGGCGUCGUAUUUUACCACCAGGACCGCCUCAAGGACGCCGCCGCCAUGUUCCGCCGCGCCCUCGAUGUCGCCGAGGCCAACGAUGGCGACCCUCAAGCCUGGCUGUCGGCUCGUACCAACCUGGCUCACGCCCUGCGCCGCCAGCGCCAUUUCAACCAGGCCCUCGACCAGUUUGAUGAAGUCCUGCGUCUGGGCGGCAAGGACCCGGCCAUAUUCUGCGCAAAGGGUCUGAUCCAUCUCGACCAGGGCCGGCCAGGAGACGCCGUCGUCGUCCUGCACGAGGCGCUCGCAAUCAGUCCGCAGGACCCCAUCGCCACCGAGCUGCUCAACAAGGCCCUCGAGGACACGGCCGGCGCGACUCUCCUCGGUGGUGAAGACGGGGACGAUGACGACGAUGCCCUCGGCGCGACGGGGCCAGACAUAGCUGCCUUUGAACGGGGCCUUGUCGAGCGCGACCGCGCUUUGCGGGAGCAGAGGCAGGCGAGGGCGGCGGCUACUGCUGCGGCCGGGGCGGCAGGGAGACCGGUGCGGGACAAGGGGAAGGGGAAGGAGAGGGCGGGGACGAGGCACAGGAGGAGGGAGAGUCUCAUGGAUAUGAGCGAUAUCGAGUGAUGCGGUUUGAUAAACUGUGUUCGUUUGGCGAAGAAAAACGAUACGGCAAGUAGGGGAAUACCUAUUUCAGAAGAAAGCAUGCAGGGCUAUGAGCAGAGAUAUGGGAUGAUCAUGAUCACGGAUUGGAAGCAUUUUUUCUUUCUGGGCACGGCGUUUUUGAUGGCACAGGAACAGGAGGGCCUUAUAAACUUUUAUAGCUUAUCUACUUAGAUGGAUGCUAGAUAUCCAUGCUGAUGCAAGACACGAGUAUAUUCUUGGGCCUAC
Pyricularia oryzae 70-15 is the source of this 2556-nucleotide messenger RNA. Its product is annotated as anaphase-promoting complex subunit cut9. Gene Ontology annotation, biological process: cell division. The transcript is spliced from 2 exons. Gene Ontology annotation, molecular function: protein binding. Lineage: Eukaryota; Fungi; Ascomycota; Sordariomycetes; Magnaporthales; Pyriculariaceae. The record is from RefSeq and is a predicted model, not a curated record. Bases 298 to 2292 code for a protein of 664 amino acids.